Molecule: messenger RNA, 537 nt
Organism: Zerene cesonia (dogface butterfly)
Lineage: Eukaryota; Metazoa; Arthropoda; Insecta; Lepidoptera; Pieridae
Gene: Leb3
Product: lebocin-4-like
Exons: 1
Coding region: 37-483 (148 amino acids)
Source: RefSeq, a predicted model, not a curated record
AGCAGGCAUCAGUUUGUAAUUAGACAUUCCUUAAAAAUGUUGAAAUUACUAUCAGCUUUCGUAUUAGCGGUUCUGCUGGCCGAGGUAACUGGCCAACGCAUUAUAUUGCCAACGUAUAGACCACCCCCCAAAAGACCCGUUAUUAUUCGUACUGUGAGGGAUACAGGAGUCGAAGAGCCAAAAUGGCUGUAUGAAGGUGACAUACCACGAGCACCGGCAACUGGAGACCAUCCUUACUUGCCUUCUUAUAUAGAUGAUAUUAGACUGGACCCAAAUACAAGAGUUGCUCGCAGCUUGGAUUCUCCUAGUGGUAAACGUUAUGGUGGAGGAUCGCAUACAUCUUCAAGAGGAAGGGAUACCGGGGCUACUCAUCCAGGAUACAAUCGUCGUAAUGCUAGGGAUAUUAAGAUUCCCCGCAACCCAUUCCCUACGCUGCCACCUUUCAAUCCGCGAGUUCGACUGCCACACAUCAGAAUUGCUUAAAUAUCACCGUAUUAUAACUUUGUUAAUUAUGAAAUAAAUGAUCUGCAUUACAUA